Nestor notabilis (Kea) is the source of this 571-nucleotide messenger RNA. Its product is annotated as leucine-rich repeat-containing protein 14-like. Gene Ontology annotation, cellular component: cytoplasm. The record is from RefSeq and is a predicted model, not a curated record. Lineage: Eukaryota; Metazoa; Chordata; Aves; Psittaciformes; Psittacidae. The transcript has a single exon. The annotation marks the transcript as partial. Gene Ontology annotation, molecular function: protein binding.
GAACCUGGAAGCUCCUCUGGAAAGCCUGGAACUGGCCUUCUGCUACCUCCUUCCCGGUGACCUCACCUUCCUGUCCCAAAGCGUCCACGCUCCAGCCCUGAAGAAGCUGGACUUGAGCGGCCACCACUUCACCGAGACCCUUCUCCAGCCCCUGUGCUCCCUCCUGGAGAACUCCUCCUCCCUCAUGCACCUGGAUCUCAUGGAAUGCCAACUCACGGACUCCCGCUUGGAAGCUCUUCUCCCGUCUCUUUGCCGUUGCUCCCGGCUCCGAUGCUUGGGCCUCUUUGGCAACCCUCUGUCCACACCGGGUCUCAAGACCCUGUUACGCCAAACCUGCGUCCUGCAGGACCUCUGCCUCGUGGUCUACCCUUACCCCGUGGACUGCUACAGCCGGGACACACCGCGGCCACCGUCGGCCUCCUCCGGGAUCUUGGAGGACACUUUGGAUGAGGAGCGUUUCACCGCCGUCAGCGCCGAGCUCUGCCGGAUGCUGGUGAGCUCCGGCAGGGACAACGCCGUGUGGACCGCGAGCCUCUGCCACCACAGCACCCUCGACUACUUCGCCCUGUGA